GUCACUCCUCGGAGCGGCUCUGGGUGGCUCUGAGGUCCCCCCUUUCCCACGGUGGUGACAGUGGCCGGGUUUGGCAGUGCCAUGGGGCCGCUGUGGCUCGGCCUCCUCAUCAUCACCGCGCUCUUCGGCCCCACGGCCCCACAAGACCUGGGCAGCUCGGUGUUCGUGUUCCCCCGAGAGUCCCAAAGCGCCCACGUGCAGGUGACAGCAAAGCUGGAGAAGCCCCUGAACAACUUCACCGUGUGCCUCAAGUCCUACACCGACCUCAGCCGGCCCUACAGCCUCUUCUCCUACGCCACCAAAAAACAGAGCAACGAGAUCCUGCUCUUCAAGCCCAAACCUGGCCAGUACGACUUCAACGUGGGCAACCAGUUCUUGUCCUUCAGGGUGCCUGAAAACCUCGGGGAGGUCGAGCACGUCUGCAUCAGCUGGGAAUCCUCCACGGGCAUCGUGAGCUUCUGGCUCAACGGGAAGCCCUGGCCCAGGAAGGGGCUGCAGAAAGGAUACACGGUGGGAGUGCCAGCAUCCAUCGUGCUGGGGCAGGACCAGGACAGCUUUGGGGGUGGUUUUGAUGCCAAGCAGUCCUUGGUGGGGGAGAUUUCAUCCGUGUACAUGUGGGACGUGGGCAUCUCCACCGCGGAGGUGGUGUCAGCCCUGUAUGACACACCUGGCCAAACCCCCCUUUUUGGCUGGAACAAUUUCCCCUACAAGAUCGUGGGAGAGGUGUACCUGAAGCCCUGAGGUUGUGGGGGGGUGUCCCCAAUCCCUGCUGUGUAACCCCCUCCCCAAAAGCCACCCAACAUUGCAUAAAUGGAGAAAUGUG
This is a messenger RNA of Melospiza georgiana, 823 nucleotides long. Its product is annotated as mucosal pentraxin-like. Gene Ontology annotation, biological process: innate immune response. Gene Ontology annotation, molecular function: complement component C1q complex binding. Lineage: Eukaryota; Metazoa; Chordata; Aves; Passeriformes; Passerellidae. The coding region runs from base 82 to 741 and encodes 219 amino acids. The transcript has 2 exons. The record is from RefSeq and is a predicted model, not a curated record.